Marmota flaviventris (yellow-bellied marmot) is the source of this 5790-nucleotide messenger RNA. It is a transcript of the gene H6pd, whose product is annotated as hexose-6-phosphate dehydrogenase/glucose 1-dehydrogenase. Gene Ontology annotation, molecular function: NADP binding; glucose-6-phosphate dehydrogenase activity; 6-phosphogluconolactonase activity. Lineage: Eukaryota; Metazoa; Chordata; Mammalia; Rodentia; Sciuridae. Gene Ontology annotation, cellular component: endoplasmic reticulum. Gene Ontology annotation, biological process: pentose-phosphate shunt; glucose metabolic process; pentose-phosphate shunt, oxidative branch. The record is from RefSeq and is a predicted model, not a curated record.
CUGCUCCGAAGCCCCCGGGCGCGGCCCCGCUGCCCGCCACUUCCCGGAGGAGCGGCGGGCUGUGACGAGCGAGAUGAAGCUCCCAGGCAGUUGGAAGAUGCUCACAGUGGCUGUGUGUGUGACCCUUCUGGGCUACCUGCAGGCCCAGGAGCUCCAGGGACAUGUCUCCAUAAUCCUGCUGGGAGCAACUGGGGACCUGGCUAAGAAGUACUUGUGGCAGGGACUUUUCCAGCUGUACCUGGACGAGGCCGGGAAGGGCCACAGUUUCAGCUUCCAUGGGGCUGCCCUGACGGCCCCCAAACAGGGCCAGGAGCUCAUGACCAAGGCCCUGGAAUCCCUUUCCUGCCCCCAGGACGUGACUCCCAGUCGGUGUGUUGAACUCAAGGGUCAGUUCCUGCGGUUGAGCCAGUACCGCCAACUGAAGACAGCCGAGGACUAUCAGACUCUGAGCAAGGACAUUGAGGCUCAGGUCCAGCGGGAGGGCCUCCGCGAGGCUGGCAGGAUCUUCUACUUCUCGGUGCCGCCUUUUGCCUAUGCAGACAUUGCCCGCAACAUCAACAGCAGCUGCCGGCCAGGCCCGGGUGCCUGGCUGCGGGUUGUCCUCGAGAAACCCUUUGGCCAUGACCACCUCUCAGCCCAGCAGCUGGCUACAGAACUUGGGAGCUUUUUCCAAGAGGAGGAGAUGUACCGUGUGGACCAUUACCUGGGCAAACAGGUGGUGGCGCAGAUCCUGCCCUUCCGAGACCAGAACCGCCAGGUCCUGGACGGCCUCUGGAACCGGCACCACGUGGAGCGGGUGGAGGUUAUCAUGAAGGAGACAGUGGAUGCAGAAGGUCGCACCAGCUUCUACGAGGAAUACGGCGUCAUCCGCGACACCCUGCAGAACCACCUGACGGAGAUCCUCACGCUCGUGGCCAUGGAGCUGCCCCCCAACGUCAGCAGCUCGGAGGCCGUGCUGCGGCACAAGCUCCAGGCCUUCCAGGCCCUGCGGGGCCUGCAGAAGGGCAGCGCCGUCCUGGGCCAGUAUCAGACCUACAGCGGGCAGGUGCGCAGAGAGCUGCAGAAGCCAGACAGCUUCCACAGCCUGACACCGACCUUCGCAGCCGUCCUUGUCCACGUGGACAACCUCCGCUGGGAGGGCGUUCCUUUCAUCCUGAUGUCCGGCAAGGCCUUGGAUGAGAGAGUGGGCUACGUUCGCGUCCUGUUCAAGAACCGGGCGUUUUGUGUCCAGAGCGAGAGGCACUGGGCCUCGGAGCAGUGCCAGUGUCUGCCCCGGCAGAUCAUCUUCCACAUCGGACACGGCGAGCUGGGCCACCCUGCCAUCCUGGUCAGCCGGAACCUGUUCAGGCCGUCGCUGCCCACCCAGACCUGGAGGGAGGUGCAGGACCGGCCCGGGCUCCGCCUGUUCGGUCGCCCCCUGUCGGAUUACUACGCCUACAGCCCCGUGGGGGAGCAGGAUGCCUACUCCAUCCUCCUGUCGCACAUCUUCCACCGCCGAAAGGAGUCCUUCAUCACCACGGAGAACUUGCUAGCCUCCUGGGUCUUCUGGACCCCCUUGCUGGACAGCCUGGCCCGUGAGGCCCCACGCCUCUACCCCGCGGGGGCCGAGAGUGGCCAUUUGUUGGACCUUGAGUUCAGUGGUGGCCAGCUCUUCUUUUCCCAGCAGCAGCCAGAGCAGCUGGUGCCAGGGCCAGGGUCUGCCCCAAGGCCUAGUGACUUCCAGGUUCUCAGAGCGACAUACCGAGAGAGCCCGCUCGUGUCCGCCUGGCCUGAGGAGCUGAUCUCGAAGCUGGCCGAGGACAUCGAGGCCACUGCAGUGCAGGCGGUGCGGCGCUUUGGCAAGUUCCACCUGGCGCUCUCAGGUGGCUCAAGCCCCAUAGCCCUGUUCCAGCAGCUGGCCACGGGGCACUUCGGCUUCCCCUGGGCCCACACGCACCUGUGGCUGGCCGACGAGCGCUGCGUCCCGCUCUCGGACCCGGAGUCCAACUUCCAGGGCCUGCAAGCUCACCUGCUGCAGCAUGUCAGGGUCCCCUACUACAACAUCCACCCCAUGCCUGUGCACCUGCACCAGCGGCUCUGUGCCGAGGAGGACCAGGGCGCCCAGACCUACGCCAGGGAGAUCUCAGCCCUGGUGACCAACAGCAGCUUCGACCUGGUACUGUUGGGCAUGGGCACCGAUGGGCACACGGCCUCCCUCUUCCCACAGUCACCUGCUGGCCUGGAUGGCGAGCAGCUGGUGGUGCUGACCGAGAGCCCCUUCAGGCCACACCAGCGCAUGAGCCUCAGCCUGCCCCUCAUCAACCGUGCCAAGAAGGUGGCAGUCCUGGUCAUGGGCAGGAGGAAGCGUGAGAUUGCCAUGCUGGUGAGCCGUGUGGGCCACGAGCCCAAGAAGUGGCCCAUCUCAGGCGUGCUGCCUAGAUCUGGCCAGCUGGUUUGGUACAUGGACUUUGAGGCCUUUCUGGGAUGAUGCGGACAUCCUCUCCCUUUGCUUGUUCCUGGGCUUUCUCUCACCUGCCGUCUCCCUGCCCCCCAACCUUCCCACCUGUCCAAUGUGCCCAGUGUCAGGCCCAAAGGCCCCCUCCCAGCCCCUGUGACCAUUGGUCCCACCUGGUUGUGAUGGGCAGGUACAGAAACAGGCGAAAUGGGAUCUCUGCUCUUGAGGUGCCUCAAAUCCAGGUCAGGAGAGAAACCUCAAGGAAAGACCCCCAGCAGUUACACGUCAGUAUCAACCAGGCAAAGAGAGAUGGGAGACGCAGCCAGCAGUCAGAAGAGGGAACGCAGUGGGCGAGGUCCAUCAGGGGUGGUUUCCCAGGGAGGCAGUCCUUGAACUGGCUCCUUUGGAGAGGGCCUGGGUUGAUAGAGAGAAGGGUACAAAGGCCCCCUGCGUGCUCUGCCCUGUGUCAGGGAGGCUGCAGACGGUCCCAACACCUAGCAGGCCAACCCCUGCCUCCUCUAGCCACCCCCUCAUCCAGCCUCUGCACAUUCAGCCAAACGUCCAGUCCUCUUCCAGGUGCCUCCACCUGCUCUGUCUCUGGGUGCCUCUGUCCUCUGGGUCCCCAGGCCCUUCCAUUUCCCUGCUGCCCCUCUGCCUCUCCCUCUAUAGAGAUAAGCGUUGGUAACAGGAAAACAGCAAUAAGUUCUGGGACCGCAAAAGUCCCCAGAAACCCUUAGUACCUGUUAGUGGCUUCUUUUCUCAGCUGAGAACUGCCUUGCCCUGGGGGGUGGGGGUCUGGCUCCCCAGUGCCCUCAGGAAGGACCUGACCCUCUGCCCACUGUCCUCUCUCCAGCACAUCCCCCUUCUGGUUCGUCCUGGGUGUGCAUGAUUCAGCCAUUCCAGGGAUCCCUAUGGUGACAGGGUCAUUCACAUCUCAGGGUACCUCGGUGGGGGUUUCCACUCUCAGUGGCUGUUUUGCCAGGGAAGGUCCAGUUACGUCAUUCCCUGAUGUGGGGAGAUGUGACAUGAAGGGACUCAGAUCAAGUAGCCCUGUGGGGUGGCCGCGUCUCUGCCCCUUUCUGAGGGCUUAUUUGGCCAACUGGCUGCAGUAGGGGACAAGCUGAUGGCAGCCCUCUUCACACCACCUCUCAGGCCACCUGGCUUGAGCCUGCUGACCUCCUGUCUCCUGGCCUCUCCCACUGCACUGCCAACGCCUUGCCUAAGACUGGGCCUCAGUGGGUGGCCAGUGUAGGGGUCUCCCUGAAACCCCCAAGGUCAGGGAGGGUGGGUUCUGAAACUGUUUCCAAGAAAGCCAACAACAAAAAGCCAAGUUCCCCGGACACUUGUCCUUUCUGUUUCCACUGCCCACUUAGUCAUGCCCACAAGGCCGGGGAGGGCUUUCAGUGGUGAGGAGCAUCAGGAAAUCUGUUUCUCUACUUUCAACUGUUUACACUUUUUUCCAGGCUACAGAUUGAAAACAAUUCUCAAUUUCACUGGAGGUGUGUGUGUGUGUGUGUGUGUGUGUGUGUAAUAGUUGCCCAAGCCAGAGCUCCCACGUGAAAGGCAACCUUAAAAUUCUUACUUGGUCCUCCAGCGACCCGGUCCCGACAGAACAUCUCUCUAAGAGAGCUGCCCCUGGCAGAGCAGCACCUAGGCUGGGGGUGGGGGGCGUUUUACGUAGCACUCAGGGCCCUUGAUUGCAGCCGAAGUUCCCCCUCUGGCCAUGAGGGGGCGCCAGCACGCCGCCACCAACCUGGCCCUGGCAGCGAUCCCCAGCCAGGCCAGCGCCGGUUCUUCAGUUCUUCACAUUUCCUUUCAUUUCCCAAUCUGCCUCCCUCGGAGCUUGACCGCAGCACGCCCCCAUCUGUUCUUUAAGGACUCAUUCCUCUGUGGUUGCAAAACCAGAGCGAAAGGGGCCUCCACGUGCCCCAGUAUCUCCAGGAGCAAGGGUGAGUGGGCUUUGUGUCACCGUUUCUGAAUGAGAGUGAGUCACUGCCAGUCAGGGGCCAGAGUGUCCUGUUCUUACUCAGGAGUGACUUGCCUCAGAACGGCCCUUUAUCUGUGGAGAGUGUGCAGGAGUCGUGGGGCACGAACGCCAAAGACUUCCAGAUCAGGAGCCUCCAUCAAUCAUAUAGGAGGGUCAUAUCGCCAGGGUCUGAGUAUCCCUGGCUCCCCCCGCCUUUCCCCUUCACCCAGGGGCGGGCGGCAGAGCGGCCCAGAGCCAGGGCCACCGAGCAUGGGCGCCUCAGCCAUUUGGACUGUGAUCCGCAAUAUGAAUCACGACUCAGUCACAUCUGUGUACAAAUGUGUGUCUCAUGCCAGUUUCACAAACGGAUUCUUACCCUCAGGACCUGGGAUGCCCUCUGUUUUCUGUUUUUUUCAUUUAAAAAGUGCUGCUUGCAGUCCACGGGCUUGAGUUGACACAGAGCUUGACAAGCGCCCACCUAGUCCAGCUUUCUACCCUCUUAGGAACUCAGGACGCCCAGGCUCAGAGGGAGGUACAUGGGCAGUUCCCACAGGUGGGCAGCCCUGCGGCUGGAGCCUUCUGUCCUGCAGCUCCCACCUGGGGCUCCCAGCGAUGGAGGACCGGAGGCAGCUGUCUAGCCUGGGCCUUGGGGUGUUUGCCCUUGGCCUGGCUCAGGCAGAGGCAAUCUGGAUGCUGCUCCAACCUGCUGGCGUGAGGCUCUGCUGCAGGGUCGCUCCCUUCCUUGGGGAGGGGUGGGAGAUGGUGACGAGGCAGUCUGAAGCGGGAACCUGCAGCUUGUCUGGGAGAUGCUGUGUGUUCUUCACAGAGGGACCCUUGCCAAACACUGCGCACAGCACCAUCUUGCUCAGUCCUCUGGACAGCUCGACGUGGGUGGUGGCACCCUUGGUUACUGAUGGUUUUCAACUGAGCACAGGUUAAGGAUGCUGUCUGGUGACCACCGGCCAGCCCACAGCCCCACUCAGAACGGGUCUCUCAAUUCCAGACCUUGUUGCCUACACUGGGCAGUGCCUCCUCCUCUCCCGUUGGUGGGGUCAGUUUCUCUGGUCAGGACUAGUGCACAGAGGCCCCUCCUUGAGGGACCUUGUGAGUAUCUGCAGAGCAAACAUUAUUGCCACCGGUGUACAAUUGCCUCAGAGACUUGGGGGACCUUCUGGUGGUUGUAGCUGGAUUCCGAUUUCCCACCUGGAGGGCAGUGUUUCUGCUAACUACAAGAUCAACCGUCUCAUCUUGUUGACCUCCUGCUCCUUGCUCCACAGAAAUGCUUUGUUCCCACUCUUGGGCCCCCAAAUCAGGAGCACAAUCAAAGCUUCCUAUUGUUUGGACUAAUAAAUCAGAAGAUUUCCUGGAGGGUUUUCAUUCCAAAAUUUCA